This is a messenger RNA of Penicillium waksmanii, 1419 nucleotides long. Its product is annotated as histidine phosphatase family protein. The record is from RefSeq and is a predicted model, not a curated record. Gene Ontology annotation, molecular function: acid phosphatase activity. The transcript has a single exon. NCBI's taxonomy places the organism in Eukaryota, Fungi, Ascomycota, Eurotiomycetes, Eurotiales, Aspergillaceae. The coding region runs from base 1 to 1419 and encodes 472 amino acids.
AUGAACCCCCCCGGGUGCAGAUCCGCGGAUUUUAAUUCAAUCUCUGAUAUUGGGGCAAAUUUCUCUUCCAGGGUCGAGAAAGCGUCUCAUCACCGUCGUGCCGAGUCUUGUGAUGGCGUCGACGGAUAUCAAUGCUUCACCGAUAUUUCUCACCGCUGGGGCCAAUACUCCCCAUAUUUCUCUGUUGCAGGUGACACCGUCUCAAACUCUGUCCCAGAAAAAUGCGAAGUCACUUUCGUCCAAGUCCUAUCCCGACAUGGCGCUCGGUAUCCAACGGCCUCGAAGAGCUCGAAGUAUGCCAAGUUGAUCAAGACUAUCCAGGCCAACGCCACGGCAUUUCACGGCAAGACAGCCUUUCUCAAGUCAUACAACUACACUAUGGGCAGUGAUGACUUGACUUCCUUUGGCGAGCGCCAAAUGGUCAACUCGGGCAUCAAGUUCUAUGAACGAUACGCCGCCCUGGCGCGGGACCAUAUCCCAUUCGUUCGAUCAUCAGGCUCAUCUCGCGUCAUCGAGUCCGGCCAAUACUUUAUCCAGGGACUCCAGCAAACCAAAGAAAAGGAUACCAGCGCAAAAUCCAACCAGGCCUCUCCAACCAUCAACGUUGUCAUUUCUGAAGAUACAGGAUCAAACAAUACCCUCAACCACAAUACCUGUCCAGCCUUCGAAGCCAGCGAGCUCGGCGACGAAAUCGAAGACGCAUACACAAACCAAAUUAGCCCUUCAAUUGCCACACGCCUUGAAAAGAGCCUACCAGGUAUAUCUCUAACCGAUGACGAAGUCAUCUAUCUAAUGGACAUGUGCCCCUUCGACACAAUCUCCACCACCACAGACGGAAGCAUCCUAUCCCCUUUCUGCAACCUAUUCACAUCCUCAGAAUGGAGCCAAUACAACUACCUCCAAUCACUCGGCAAGUAUUACGGCUACGGCGCCGGAAACCCCCUAGGUCUCACGCAAGGAGUGGGCUUCGUCAACGAAUUGAUCGCGAGAAUGACACACAAGCCCGUGCACGACUCAACGUCAACAAACCGCACCCUCGAUGCACCAGGUUCGGCUUCAUUCCCGGUGCACAAGGCAAUCUAUGCGGACUUUACGCACGAUAAUGGCAUGAUUCCGAUCUUUUUUGCGCUGGGUUUGUAUAAUGGUACCAGCCCGCUCUCGACUGAGCAUGUUCAGUCUGCGGCUGGUUCGGGUGGAUACUCGGCUGCUUGGGCUGUGCCGCUUGGUGCGCGGGCUUAUUUUGAGAUGAUGAGUUGUCAUGGUGAGACUGAGCCCUUGGUUCGGGCUCUCGUUAAUGAUCGUGUUGUGCCGCUGCAUGGGUGUGCGGCUGAUGGGUUGGGGAGGUGUCAGAGAAGCGACUUUGUGAAGGCACUGAGUUUUGCGAGGGGCCGGGGUGAUUGGGAUGCUUGCUAUAAAUGA